Molecule: messenger RNA, 2304 nt
Organism: Poecilia latipinna (sailfin molly)
Lineage: Eukaryota; Metazoa; Chordata; Actinopteri; Cyprinodontiformes; Poeciliidae
Gene: popdc2
Product: popeye domain cAMP effector 2
Exons: 4
Coding region: 805-1911 (368 amino acids)
Biological process (GO): striated muscle cell differentiation; regulation of membrane potential; heart development
Cellular component (GO): sarcolemma
Molecular function (GO): cAMP binding
Source: RefSeq, a predicted model, not a curated record
CCAAUGCGCCGUCGUAGCUGAGACAUCGUGAUGGAGUUGUGAGCGGAGACUUCCCCAGUCGGAGCGGCGGUGGCGUUAGCGGCUGUUACACCUGAAACUUGACCUCCCCUGCGGUUCCGUUUAUUUCUGUGCCUCUAAAUACUCAUUGCUCCCCCCAUGAAGACACGGACCUGGGGGUGGACUGGACUGGACUCACUGAGUUUGGAGAAAACUGAACUUUAGGUGUGUGACAUUUUGUUUCUUCCUGCCUGUUUCUUGUCAUGUAGCCCAUCUCUCACCCCGUGCUUCCUCUCCCUGUCUCUCUCUCUUAUGUCUCUCUUCUGUUAUGUUAAGGAGCGGGCCUGCUUUCUGUCCCUUCACUCUCCUCCUUGGGUUUCAAUUCCAAACAUGGUUAUCCUUUUAGGGGCCUGUCGGCGUCCCCUCCCUUAUCCCUUCUUCUCCAUCUGUUGGCCCCUCAGUGUGGGCCGGUGGCACUGAGCAACAGGCGGGGAAGAGAAGACGAGGGCAGAGGACAGAGGAAGGGGACUCGCGAUGAGAGGAGGAGGAGGAGAAGGACAGACCCAUUCCAGCUGUGUUUCUGGAGCAAACAGAGCCGUGAGAACUUCUUCACAUUGAAGAAUUUUUCCACUGCACGGCACGGGAACAAACUUUUUUUUAUAUAAAUAUAUUUAUACUCGGAAUCAGCUGUUUAUUUGUACCCAAACACUGCAGCUUGUAGCUCUCCAGACUCUGAGCGUCUAGGAAGUUAUUUCAGUCACCGUUCCGUCAUUUGUUUUGAGCGUCCAACCGAACGAAACUGCAAACAUGAGCGCGGACAACUCGACCCUGUGGGACGCCUUGUUCUCUCCGCCGGUGUGCGGCGGCUGGAGCAACAACACCGAGGGGGCCAUCUACCAUCUGGGCAACACCAUUAUGUUUCUGGGCUACAUGGGAGGCAGCGGGGCCUUCGGCGCCCUCUUCAUCUUCGGCUUCCUGUCGCCCGCCUUCCUGUUUCUCACCCUGUGGGGCUGGCUGACCAUGUGCGGCCCGGACGUCUUCUCCUGGAACCUGCUGCUGCUGGCGGCCGCCCUGCUGCAGAUCUGCCACCUCCUCUACCGGCUCCAGCAGGAGGGCCUCCGUGGCGAGGAGCUGACCUCCCUCUACCAUGCCGUCUACCUGCCGCUGGGCGUGCCCGUCCAGGUGUUCAACGAAGUCGCCAAGGCGUUCGAAAACAAGGCAGUGGAGUUGAAGGCCGGGGAGACGUACGCCCUGGAGGGCAAGACCUACAUCGACCAGCUCUCCUUUCUGCUGUCUGGGAGGAUCAAUGUGUCUUUGGAGGGUCAGUUCCUGCAUUACAUUCACCCGCACCAGUUCCUUGACUCCCCUGAGUGGGAGUCUCUCAGACCAAAUGAAGAAGGAAAGUUCCAGGUGACGCUGACGGCAGAAGAAGACUCCCGCUACAUCUCGUGGAGUCGCCGCCGUCUCUACACGCUGAUAUCGAAGGACUGCUACAUUGCCGACCUCUUCUCCGUCAUGCUCGGCUACGACAUUUCCGAAAAGCUCUACAACCUCAACAACAAGCUCUACAUAAAGAGCGGCGUGCUACUGGACAUCCGCCUGCCGAGCCUCUACCACGUCCUGGCGCCCUCCUCGCAGGGCAGCGACGGCGGCAGUGGCAGCGACGGCAAAGAGCAACACAGCCAAGACCUAGAUCCAGCCUACCAGUCGUCCCACCCCGGACCGUCUCAGGCCCUCCAAGCUGACCAACAGGGACCAAGGACAAGCAAUGUGUCCACUGAGGACAGUCCCUAUCACCGCCCCUGGGCCACAGACCUGGAGAUGCCAUCUGGAGGUGACGGUGAUGGGAAUUUACCUCCUCGGUUCCAGAGACGCAGAGCUCCGCUGGCUCCCACCGACACGCCGAAGCUGUGAAGCCAGCUUCUUCUUCUUCUUCUUCUUCUUCUUCUUCUUCUUCUUCUUCUGUCUUCAAUGCAGCAGACCGAAGCAGACUCUUGCUCGCACCGUCUUCAGCCCCAAACAUGUGGAACAUUUAGUCCUUUUUUACUUUUUCCUGCAUCGUUUUGCUGAAUGAUGCUGCCAGUACUGAUGACACACACGUUCCCUUCACCCUAACCACGCCACAACUGUUUCUCGUGUCACAUUUUAAAGGAAAGUUUAACUAAUUGAUGCACUACUUAGGUCAUUUUAUUUUCAAAUUAUGCUAGCAAACUAUUUCUUUAUUGGUAUACAAGAAUUUUUAAGUGCAUUUGGGUUUAAUGAAAACCAUAUAUUUACACACACUGGAUAAAAAAAUUUGUUUCUUCA